AUGAAGACAUAUCCAUUUACUAUUCCAGAUAAUUUACAAAGGUAUUCUUAUGCUAUUCGAGACUCUACAGACUUUGAUCAUAUUCAAUUUGGCUAUUUCUUUACAGUUAAUGGAAUUGAUGUAGUAGAUAAAUUAACUAUUGAUAAAGCUAUUCAACAAAAAAUAUUACCAUUUAAACAACUUCAUCCAUAUUUGAAAAAUCCAUGGAUAGAAGAUAUAAAUGAUAGAUGUCAAAUUAUGCUUGUAUGUCAAGAUUGUUUCUGGAGAUGUACUGUUCAAGGAGGAUGUGAAUAUAUUUGUAAUAACAAAUAUUUUGUUAAAGAAAAAACAGGAACAGAUUAA
This is a messenger RNA of Entamoeba histolytica HM-1:IMSS, 342 nucleotides long. RefSeq lists its product as uncharacterized. Bases 1 to 342 code for a protein of 113 amino acids. Lineage: Eukaryota; Evosea; Mastigamoebida; Endamoebidae. The record is from RefSeq and is a predicted model, not a curated record. The transcript has 2 exons.